Marchantia polymorpha subsp. ruderalis is the source of this 2962-nucleotide messenger RNA. The record is from the annotation of a GenBank genome assembly. NCBI's taxonomy places the organism in Eukaryota, Viridiplantae, Streptophyta, Marchantiopsida, Marchantiales, Marchantiaceae.
GGUUUUUCGAGUUUUGUGGUUGGUCGCUGGAUGUCGUGGAUGCUGAGGAUCUCCUUUAUUGUUCCCUUUUUUUGUGGGGUGGUAGUGGGAUCGGAGGGGUGUAUUUUCGGCUUCCCUCGUUGUUCAUGAAUAGAGGAGAGUUGAUUGGAAUUGUGGAAAAGCGAGCCGAGGUCGCCAGCGAGGGACUCGACGGUGGUUGGAGUUCGCUGCAGUCAGUGAAGUUAGUGAGGACGGAAGGUCGGGUUGGUCUGCAGAGGCAGCAUGAGGACCGUGGGAAGAGUACAUUGCCCAUUGCAGACAGUAGGCAUCGGAAGUGGUCUUUCGCGAGUGAGCUGCUCUGUUUCAUCCUGCCCUGCCGCUGGUGUUUGCUGCUGCUGCUGCUGCUGCUGAUGAUGAUGUUUUAGAAGCGAUGCAACAGCUCGCAUUCGGGCAUCGAACACCAAUGUAGCCUUGCUUGCUGCCGUGGAUUCUGUUCAGCUCAGAUCAGGUCUGCACAGUCGUACUCUAACCCAAGUUCUGGCUGCAGAAAUGCCGUCGAGGUUCAACAAGACGAGCGAAGCUGGGUCCAGGUCUUUGGGUUUAGGAACAUCCGAGUGUGGGGUCCCCUCAACUCAGCGUCUUCUCAGUGUCUCACGUGUUAGUAAGACAUGCCGCCGUCACAUGGUUUUCGAGAGAAAGUACUCUCGAGUUCAUGGCCUGCAUUCUCGUCUCUCUCAUAGACUGCGACAGCAGUGAUCUCUGCCGACGAGUUUUCUCCAGGAAGGAGUUCAGAGCUGAAGUGAAGGACCUACAGGAUCAUAUCGACACGCCUGGAUGAUGAAUGGUGAGGAUGGGCUGUCAAUCUUGAUCCAUCAGAGAGUCGGGGGAGUGUUGCUCCAGCUCGACCGGACUGCAACGUUGGUGCUUCUUGCUCACACCCAUGAAUCUUUCUGAAGCUGCGUAUCGUCGUCCUGUAUUUCCUGACGUGGGAAACCCGGAGUGUAGUCGUCGCAGUCGCCUCCGCCUCCUCCUCCUGCUCCUUGCCCAGCUGCCAGCCAGAAACCUAAAAUGGCUGUCCUGGCCGACUUCUUCAUCUACUGCAUCGCAGCUGCCGUGGACGUGAUGUCGUAUGUUCUGUUCCAGAUCGUCUGCAUUCUGUCUCUGGCCGUCUAUCAUGUGGUAAAACUGCCGGGCUUCUUGGUCUACCAGCUCAUCAGCUCAGCUCUGCUCAGCAUCCCAUCCAUUAUGGACUACUUCGUCAACGUGGUCGUGAGCGUCGCCCUGGAAUCGACGCUGCAAAUCACAGGAGCCACCUUCACGGCAGUUCAAGGAUUUGUUGUCAUGCUCGCCAACAUUUUCUACGAUCUCUUCACGCACGCCCACACUGCCCUGUUCGAGUUCAUCACCUUGGUCGGUACGUGCAUGGUGAAUGUGUUCUGGGUGGGAGGGAUGUCUCUGCUAAGCAUCGGGAAGAAUUUCACCAAUGCUCUGUACGAAUUCCUCACCAACAUGUAGAAUGUGAUGCGCAUCGUCCCACAUUAUCUACACCCAUGCUAUCAAGUACUUACCGCAGCUCGUAGCUGACUUCUGCAUCCCACUUGAGGACCUUCUGCAUCCCACUUCAGGGAACGUCAUUGAUCACCAAUUCAUUGAUAUUGACCUUCCAAUCUCUUCCUCGGAUCUGCUUCUGGGGCCAUACAAUCAGGAUCAUGACUCCUUAGUGCUCACAAAGGUCCACGUGAGUGUGUGGAGGUGGAUGCCGAUUUAAGGAUCAUUAGAUACAGCGUUGUGUAUAGUUCGUAUCAUCCACGGUGAAGAAAAGGAAUUUUGAUGAGGGUGACGCUCGUUCUUAUUCCACAACCAUCCCGAUUGAGGUGUUAGACUCUAGCGUCGACGGAAUCCGUCCCAACUGCAGGACGAGUCAUCGUCUGGAAUAGGUGUAAGAGUCAGAGUGACGGCUGGUUGCUACAAAUGGACGCGCGGCAAAUUUUAUUACUUGAUUGCGAUACAUGCUCCCCGACCAUCAGAGAGCAGUCGAGAAAGUCGACUGCUGCAGGAGACAGUUCUUCGAGGUAAGACUGUGUGUCAAGCCCUAGAUGCCGGAGUGAUGGCGUUCUCGACUCUGAACUCUUCAUCUCUCGUGUGUUCCCUGGGGAUAAGACAUUCCUAGGAACAGAGUUUGUGCAUAUUAUUCCCGUCAAUUUCAGUGCUGAUGUCCAGUUUCUCAGUGUGCUGUGAUUCUCCAGCGUAUGUGGAUUCUUGCAUUACGAAAUCACGCCGCUGGUUGUGAGGGAAUGAUUGCACCUUCGGUGAUGAUUCAAGUGGGCAAAAGUGCAAUAUCAUAUGCCACACAGCCCAGGGGGAGCAGCUGCACGUGCCGUCGUACGACAGUACACAGCUUCCGGUCGCGACGCGGAGACUACACAAUGGUUUUGAUAAUCCUCAACUAUGAUUAUCCGAAGGGAUCAGACGAAAGAUUCCGUGUUAUUAGAAGGUCGAUUCUUCGGAGCGAGAACUCCGAUGUAUCUUUUGUGAGGUCUUAGUCCGGUCGAGUGCCGACGCUUGAUAGGCGUGAGGUGAGUUCUCGAUCCUUCGUAACAUAUGCGUAGCAGCACUUUUUCGCCUGCUUGAACCCUAAGGAUCAAGUCAUGGCAGGAGGAGCCUUCAGCUCAUACGUGACAUAACUCACCAGUCCUCCAAAUCUGGAUGAGUUUUAUCUCACCCAAAUGGCAUUGGACUGAGCUUUGCCACCACUCUGACCAUAUCAGUAGGAACAUGUGUAAAUUUUUAGUGUUCUCAAAGGUCGGUGGUAAGUAUCGACUUACGAAUAUUAGAAUUAUCAUUGGAGACUCAAACCCGUGUGGUUUAAGAUCACUUAAUGCGCAGCAUCGUGUUUAUUUUCCAUUUAAUUGUUAUGGCGCUGUGAUGCCCUGUCAGCCUUGGACUUGUUUCCUUGCAAUUUAAAGAGCUCCUAGAAUACUGU